This is a messenger RNA of Protobothrops mucrosquamatus (brown spotted pit viper), 2630 nucleotides long. It is a transcript of the gene STAT4, whose product is annotated as signal transducer and activator of transcription 4. The transcript is spliced from 24 exons. Gene Ontology annotation, molecular function: RNA polymerase II cis-regulatory region sequence-specific DNA binding; DNA-binding transcription factor activity, RNA polymerase II-specific. Bases 32 to 2281 code for a protein of 749 amino acids. NCBI's taxonomy places the organism in Eukaryota, Metazoa, Chordata, Lepidosauria, Squamata, Viperidae. The record is from RefSeq and is a predicted model, not a curated record. Gene Ontology annotation, biological process: response to peptide hormone; regulation of cell population proliferation; cell surface receptor signaling pathway via JAK-STAT.
CGCAGUCGGUGCAGCCGAGUUAAUUCCCAGCAUGUCUCAGUGGAAUCAAGUGCAGCAGUUGGAACCCUGUUUUUUAGAGCAAAUAGACCAGAUUUACGAUGACAUCUUUCCCAUGGAAAUUCGACAUCUUUUAGCACAGUGGAUCGAAAACCAGGACUGGGAAUCUGCCUAUAGCAAUGAGUCCACAGCGGCAAUGCUGUUGCAUAACUUAUUCAUAAAACUGGAUGAGCAUUUAGAGCGUGUUUCUCAGGAGAAGAAUCUCCUUUUGAUACAUAACCUAAAGAAAGUCAGAAAAGUUCUUCAGGCAAAAUAUCAAAGUAAUCCUCUACAUAUAGCACUGGUUAUUUCAAACUGUUUAAGAGAAGAAAGAAGAGUAUUGGCUUCAGCCAGUAUGCCAGUUCAGGGACCUCUAGAAAAGUCACUACAAAACUACUUGGGUUCAGAAAGGCAAAGAAAAAUUGAGCUCAAAGGUUCUGAAAUUAAGAACAGUACACAGCUGACAGAACAAGACAUCAAAUAUUUAGAAGAUUUGCAAGAGGAGUUUGACUUCAGAUUUAAAACUAUAUGCAACAUAGAACAGAAUGACAAAAACAGUCCUGUGAUGAAGCAGGAGAUGCUGUUGUUGCAGGAAAUGCUCAAUACCAUAGACUACAAGAGAAAGGAAGUUCUCAGUAAAAUGGCACAAAUAGUAAGGGAGGUUGAUGCCUUGGUGAAUAACAUAUUAAUAGAAGAGUUAUUGGACUGGAAGAGACGGCAACAAAUCGCUUGCAUUGGGGGCCCUCUACACAGUGGGCUUGAUCAGCUGCAAAACUGUUUCACACUGUUGGCUGAGAGUCUUUUUCAAAUAAGAAGGCAGUUGGAGAAGCUGAAUGAACUUUUGAUAAAACUCACCUACGAAGGAGACCCCAUUCCAUUACAAAGACCUCAUUUGUUGGAAAGAAUAAAUGCUUUACUUUACAGUCUUUUCCAAAGUUCAUUUAUAGUGGAGAGGCAGCCUUCCAUGCCAACUCAUCCUCAGAGGCCUUUGGUUCUGAAAACGAUGAUACAGUUUGCUGUUAAACUUCGGCUGCUUAUUAAAUUGCCCGACCUGAACUACCAGAUUAAAGUGAAAGCUACUAUUGACAGGAAUGCCUCUACUAUAAGCAACCGCAGAUUUGUUCUGUGUGGGACUCAUGUAAAAGCAAUGAACAUGGAUGAGUCUGCAAACGGGAACCUUUCAGUGGAAUUUCGACAUUUGCAGCCAAAAGAAAUGAAAGCAAGUGGUACAAACAAAGGAAACGAGAUUCCUCAAGUGGUAACUGAAGAACUACAUUCAAUCACUUUUGAAACACAGAUCUGCUUAUAUGGGAUGACUAUAGAUUUGGAAACGAGCUCUUUACCAGUGGUGAUGAUUUCUAAUGUCAGCCAAUUGCCUAAUGCUUGGGCUUCUGUUAUUUGGUACAACUUGUCAACAAGUGAACUCCAGAACUUGGCUUUCUUUAAUAAUCCAAUCCCUGUCACUUUGAGUCAGCUCUUAGAAGUCCUGAGCUGGCAGUUUUCAUCAUAUGUUGGCCGUGGACUGAAUUCGGAUCAACUGGGAAUGCUGGCAGAAAAACUAAUAGGGCAACAGAUUACUUCCGGUGAUCAUCAGCUUUCAUGGUCAAAGUUCUGUAAGGAACACUUGCCUGGCAAACCAUUUACAUUUUGGGCGUGGCUUGAAGCAAUCUUGGAUCUGAUUAAAAAACACAUUCUUCCUCUUUGGAUUGAUGGGUGCAUUAUGGGCUUUGUGAACAAAGAGAAGGAGCGAGCUUUGCUGAAAGACAAGAAACCUGGGACGUUUCUACUAAGGUUUAGUGAAAGUAAUUUAGGAGGGAUUACGUUUACCUGGGUAUCCCUGUCUGAAAAUGGGGAAGUGAAGUUUCAUUCUGUUGAACCAUAUAACAAAGGCCGCUUAACUGCCUUGCCAUUUGCAGACAUAUUACGAGAUUACAAAGUUAUUUCGACAGAUAACAUUCCUGAAAACCCAUUGCAGUAUCUUUAUCCCAAUAUCCCCAAAGACAAAGCUUUUGGAAAGCACUACAGCUCUCAGCCUAAUGAAGUAGCAAGACCUACAGAAGGAGGGACCAAAGGUUAUGUCCCCUCUGUCUUCAUUCCAGUCUCUAAAAUUCUGAAUAAUUCCACAGAUCCACCUUCUCCAUCAGAUCUUCUUCCCAUGUCACCAAGUGUCUAUGCUGUUUUGAGAGAACACUUGAGCCCUUCUGUAAUGGAAACUGCUUUGAAUUCUCCAUAUGCAGCUGAGUGACAGAUACUGAAGAUUUUAAAACACAGAUGAACGUUUGUGUGUAUUAAUAUAUGUUUAUAAGACAAUGUUCUUAAUUUUCCUGUAGAAUAAAUAUAUUUUUCCAAGAGAUAUACAGAAUGCUCAUAUUGACCGUAACUCUUAAUUUGCUUAAAUAUUUGAUCUGGUUCAGAUAAUGAUUUGACAUGGCUAGAAUGAACGUCAUAUAGUAUACUGUACUGUUCAAACUUUUAUUGAUGUAACUAGGCUGAAUUCUCACAUCACACGAACUCUAAUGUUGUUAAUAUGAUUUAUCGUGUAUAUAUUGAUAAUUACAUAAACCAAAAAUUAUGGUCAAUUUUAUUCCACGGAC